This is a messenger RNA of Aspergillus versicolor CBS 583.65, 2520 nucleotides long. RefSeq names its product Zn(II)2Cys6 transcription factor domain-containing protein. Gene Ontology annotation, molecular function: zinc ion binding; DNA-binding transcription factor activity, RNA polymerase II-specific. Gene Ontology annotation, biological process: regulation of DNA-templated transcription. The record is from RefSeq and is a predicted model, not a curated record. Bases 1 to 2520 code for a protein of 839 amino acids. NCBI's taxonomy places the organism in Eukaryota, Fungi, Ascomycota, Eurotiomycetes, Eurotiales, Aspergillaceae. The transcript is spliced from 2 exons.
AUGGAUGACCCUCGUCGCCGCCAGUUUCAUAGUUGUGACCCCUGUCGCAAGGGCAAGAGGCGCUGUGAUGCUCCCAGCAACCGGGAAAAUGGUAACUUUGAUUCUUGCACUAACUGCAAGCGAUGGAAGAAAGAGUGCACAUUUACCUGGCUCUCCUCGAAGCCAGCGAAGCGUGCGGACCCCAAAGGACGAGCAAGACUGAAACCGGGCGUUUCGACUACUUCUAGCAAACCUAGUACUGUUAGCGACCCUAGCACUACUAGUAACCCUAGUAGUAAUAGCGGUGGGACACCUCCUGAUCCAAGUCGCGUUGUCCCUUCCAUGGUGGGCUCCUAUAGUGCCCUCGUGGACGAGGGACCGCCAUCUGCUUCGCAAUGGUAUCCUACCAACCCCAAUGAUAUGUUCGCUUCCUCAAAUAUUGUACCCCCUUCUUCAUCCUUGCUUCCAGGAGGCACCGUUAUUGGAGACGGGCUGGGCCCAAGUGGUGGCUCAUCCGGUUUAUUCUCGUGGAAUAUGAGCGUUCCAAAUGACUGGCAGGUCAAGGAUGUGACUGAAGAUCCUGGUAAUUCGUUUAGUGGACUCGAACCUGAAGCAGUUUUCCCUGAUCCUACUCUACCAAAUGCCCUUGACAACACAUUCGAUGUGGUCCAACAACUACAAGACUCAUCCUACCCUUCCUCUUCCUCUUUUGAAUUCACACCCCCCGAUUCAUCAACGGUCGAGUCUAAUCGGCGGGAAAAGAAACAAAAUCCUCAAUGGAGCUUUUGCCUCGCUUCCGACAAUACAGCUGAUAAAUAUGCUCGUUCAACGAUGACGCGCAAUUUGAUCCGUAUUUACCACGACAGUAUGGAGAACGCGUUGUCAUGCUGGUUGACGGAGCACAACUGCCCUUAUACCGAUAAAAUAAGCAGCCUGCUUCCAUUUAAUGAAAGAAAGGAAUGGGGUCCCAGCUGGUCGAACAGGAUGUGCAUCCGGGUCUGUCGGUUGGACCGCGCAUCCUCUUCAAUACGUGGCCGAGCGUUGAGUGCGGAAGAGGACAAGACCGCAGCCCGGGCUCUCCACCUGGCCAUCAUGGCAUUUGCCUCACAGUGGACUCAGCAUGCUCAAAGAGGGUCAGAUUUAUACGUCCCCGCCCCGAUCGACUAUGACGAGCGAUCUAUCCGGAAAAACGUUUGGAAUGACGCGCGCCACGCCUUAGAGCACUCGACAAGGAUACCCUCUUUCCGCAUUAUAUUCGCAAACAUCAUAUUCUCAUUAACCCAGAGUCCUUUGGACCAUAGUCAAGACGAACGCCUAGGUCAGCUGUUGGAAACUGACGGUGCGCCUUUCUUUCUUGAAACCGCCAAUCGCCAGCUUUACAACUUUAGACACAAGUUCGCCAGACUCCAGCGGGAGGCACCUCCCUCUCCAAGUGUGAGGGAGCUUCGGAGGGGGUCGGUAGGAUCGACAAUGACUGAUGUACUUGAGAUGCCGACGUCUUCUGCUUCUGAGUCUCCCCAGGUCGAUCCGAUUCUCGAUAGCCAGGACCACCGCACUACUCUCGGUCUUAUGUUCUGGCUGGGGGUCAUGUUUGACACCUUGAGUUCUGCAAUGUACCAGCGACCAUUAGUGGUAUCAGAUGAGGACAGCCAGAUUGCAUCAGCCUCGCCUCUGAUAGCCGAACCGGAAGAGCAAAUCGACUUAGACUGCUUUAAUAUCCCCCAAAACGGAGUGCGUAAAAAGCAGGACGUAUGGGGCGACUUUUUCCUCCGCAGUUCCCUUGAGCGCCAGGAAUCCACACAAAUACAGAUAAGAUGGCCAUGCUCCUAUGAAGAUGCUGCGGCCGUUCUCUCCGAGGCAACACCCGUCAAAGUCCUGCUUUACCGCCGCAUCACACAACUCCAAACCCUAAUAUACCGAGGGGCAAGUCCUGACCGACUUGAGGAAGCCAUUCAGAAGACUCUCCUAGUCUAUCAGCACUGGAACUCCAUAUACCAGGGCUUCAUGCUCGACUGUGUCGCUAACCACGAAUUCCUCCCUCCUCGUAUUCAAUCGUGGUACGUGAUUCUUGACGGCCACUGGCAUCUCGCCACCAUGCUUCUAGCAGACAUUGUAGAAAGCAUCGACAAUGGACGGCUCGGUUCGAAGCUCGGCCGCGAGGCUCGACAAGCCACAGACUUUGUCUCAAAUCUACGAAUUGAUAAUGCAUUGGCGGUCGGUGCCCUUGCUCGUUCAUCACUACACGGACAAGACCCCGUCAUGCUCCGCUAUUUCCACGAUUCCCUUAACGAGGUGGCUUUCCUCGUUGAGCCGUGGACAGUUGUUCUCGUCCAUUGUUUCGCCAAGGCAGCAUCUAUCUCGCUGGAAAGCAUACAUGUUAUACCUGGUGAGCCCAUGGACGUAUUGUCGGAGAGAUUCCGGCAGAACUGCGAGUUCUGUAUCUGUGCGCUUCAGUAUCUUGCAAGGAAGUCGGAUAUGGCUUUCUUGGUGUCGCGGAAUUUGUCCAGGUCGUUGGAUCUGAAGCUUGGCCGGAUACCAUGA